This is a messenger RNA of Acipenser ruthenus (sterlet), 4483 nucleotides long. RefSeq names its product zyxin-like. NCBI's taxonomy places the organism in Eukaryota, Metazoa, Chordata, Actinopteri, Acipenseriformes, Acipenseridae. The transcript is spliced from 2 exons. Bases 3264 to 3989 code for a protein of 241 amino acids. The record is from RefSeq and is a predicted model, not a curated record.
UGCUGUUUCUGACAGGUUCAUUAGGAGGUGGAAUGGCUAGGUCUGUGGGGGUGGGUAGCUGUGUAGCAGGCUGGUUUUACUCUGGAGGAUGGUUACAGACUCUGCUGUUUCUGACGGGUGUCUGUCUAUUUUCUUCAGGGUGAAAGGGGGCUCCCUGGUCCCAGAGGCCUGCCGGGUCCUCCUGGCUCCUUCGACUUCUUGCUACUAAUGAUGGCCGACAUACGCCAUGACAUCAUCGACCUUCAAGAAAAAGCGUUCGGGAGGAGGUGGGGCAUUGCACUGGAGACCAUGCCCCCAGCUGGGAAGGAGGCGGGGUCAAGCGAGUGGGGUUCAGGACAGGACAAACUGCUGUCUGGUUUGAACACAUGACAGGGAGGCUUAGUGCUUUAUUUUCAAAAGUUUUAUCUCCAGUGUUCAGCUCCUACUUUUUGGAAGAGGUAAAACGCCUGUUAAUUUUACAACACUGGACCCAAAAGCUGAGUAAUAUUACCCAAGUUCUCUCAAGCACUCUCAGUGUGUUUGUUUUUCUCAUUUUGUAACAUAUUAAGAUUAAUUUUCUCCUUUCAAAAUAUAGGAGGAAUUUAAAAAAUGCAGCUGCAGGUACAAACACCAAUGCAAACACAGGAAGCACAAGACUUAGAAAUAAAAGAAAUGUAAUAAAUUCAAUGACAGUGUGGGUGGACGAGCAGAGAGAUAAACAAAGUCCAACACAGCCUUAAAGGAAACAAACCAAACCAAACAGGAUUAUAGGCACAGACAGACGAGGUGAGGGCGGGUGUGUGAUGGUUUAAACAAAAAGAAAAGGUCCCCAAGCCAUUCCUUUGUGAAGUGGAGGCCUGUCUUCGUUUAUGUCACCACUACAAGGUUCCGCUGUGGCUUCCUGCUGUCCGACAGGUACCUUCCACCUGCUUAGUCUGCAGUCAAAGCACAGCAAGCCCAGCACACACAAGCCCCACACUGUAGUCUCCUGCUGCUUUCCAGCUCCAAGAGCUAAGGGCUGUGAGACAGUGCACUCCCUUUGGUACCCAGAGCUCUGCCCCUGUAGUCAGCCGAACACCAAUCCCAGAGAAGGCAGGUAUCCAUAAUAAUGGCUGCCUAGAGUUGCAGAGACCUGCACACUAGCGCUGUCUUCCCUCACCAAGAUGGUGGCCUCCAAGUGUGAUAGAUAUCACGAUUCCUGGUAAGGGAAACCCUGGGCUGGCUCAGUGCCCUCUAGCAUUGGGAGAUCGAAUUACAGACUGCACCCCCUUUGCCCAUCACAGACAGACAUUGAAAAAGACUUCCAGUCAAAAUGUUUGUUACUGAGUUGAUUAUGUUUCUUUUAGUAUUUCUAAAUUUAGCAGAAUUGAGUUUUUAAUAGUUAUGGAGGAAGCACACAACUUACAGAACAGUUUAAACACCACUGAAAUACCAUUAUAAUCCCAGACAGAAGAUGCAUAUCCCUGAUACCUCUAGAGCACCGCUUAUCAUAUCCCUGAUACCUCUAGAGCACCGCUUAUCAUAUCCCUGAUACCUCUAGAGCACCGCUUAUCAUAUCCCUGCUACCUCUAGAGCACCGCUUAUCAUAUCACUGCUACCUCUAGAGCACCGCUUAUCAUAUCACUGCUACCUCUAGAGCACUGCUUAUCAUAUCACUGCUACCUCUAGAGCACCGCUUAUCAUAUCCCUGAUACCUCUAGAGCACCGCUUAUCAUAUCCCUGCUACCUCUAGAGCACCGCUUAUCAUAUCCCUGAUACCUCUAGAGCACCGCUUAUCAUAUCCCUGCUACCUCUAGAGCACCGCUUAUCAUAUCCUUGCUACCUCUAGAGCACCGCUUAUCAUAUCCCUGAUACCUCUAGAGCACCGCUUAUCAUAUCACUGCUACCUCUAGAGCACCGCUUAUCAUAUCCCUGCUACCUCUAGAGCACCGCUUAUCAUAUCCCUGAUACCUCUAGAGCACCGCUUAUCAUAUCCCUGAUACCUCUAGAGCACCGCUUAUCAUAUCCCUGAUACCUCUAGAGCACCGCUUAUCAUAUCCCUGCUACCUCUAGAGCACCGCUUAUCAUAUCCCUGCUACCUCUAGAGAACCGCUUAUCAUAUCCUUGCUACCUCUAGAGCACCGCUUAUCAUAUCCCUGAUACCUCUAGAGCACCGCUUAUCAUAUCACUGCUACCUCUAGAGCACCGCUUAUCAUAUCACUGCUACCUCUAGAGCACCGCUUAUCAUAUCCUUGCUACCUCUAGAGCACCGCUUAUCAUAUCACUGCUACCUCUAGAGCACCGCUUAUCAUAUCCCUGAUACCUCUAGAGCACCGCUUAUCAUAUCCCUGCUACCUCUAGAGCACCGCUUAUCAUAUCCUUGCUACCUCUAGAGCACCGCUUAUCAUAUCCCUGAUACCUCUAGAGCACCGCUUAUCAUAUCACUGCUACCUCUAGAGCACUGCUUAUCAUAUCACUGCUACCUCUAGAGCACCGCUUAUCAUAUCCUUGCUACCUCUAGGGCACCGCUUAUCAUAUCACUGCUACCUCUAGAGCACCGCUUAUCAUAUCCUUGCUACCUCUAGAGCACCGCUUAUCAUAUCCCUGAUACUUCUAGAGCUCCGCUUAUCAUAUCCCUGAUACCUCUAGAGCGCUGCUUAUCCAGUUGUGAUGGAUUCUGACAUUCUUUGACCCCAACACUUAGGGAUCUACUGUAUGGAGUCACCAAUAUAAGGGAUUUACUGUAUGGAGUCACCAAUAUAAGGGAUCUACUGUAUGGAGUCACCAAUAUAAGUGUGACAGGAUGACAGAGGUUGAGACUCAGAGACAGUGUGAGAAGUUCAAAAAUAAAGCUUUUUAAUACACAAAAAUACAAAAUAAACCGGCACGAGGGCCAAACAAAAAGGUUUUAAACAGAAAUAAUAAACAAUAAGCACAAAACAAAACUUACAAAAAUACGGCUUCCAGGCUGGUUGCCUUCACUGGUUUUCCAAAAAUGAACAGAAACAGCACACACAGAAAAACACUCUUGCUUCUUCUCCUUCUAGAACUCUCCCUCUACUGGGAGGCUGAGGCCUCCUUUUAUGCCAGGUGGCUGGGUGAUCAUUGAAUAAUUAAUUACUUGAUUGCUCCCACCUGACGCAAUCAACCUGGGCAGGGAGGAGUAUUUAACUCCAUCCCUGCCAGUAUUUCCAAGGGCAGAGCCCUGCUCUGCCACACAUUUCCCCCCAUGUACAAAGUAUGGAGGCCGCAAUUGGCCAAACUCUCUGGUGGCGGAGGCGGGAACGGCGGCCCGUCUCCCUCUGAUGGCGGAGGCGGGAACGGCGGCCCGUCUCCCUCUGGUGGCGGAGGCGGGAAUGGCGGCCCGUCUCCCUCUGGUGGCGGAGGCGGGAACGACGGCCCGUCUCCCUCUGGUGGCGGAAGCGGGAACGGCGGCCCGUCUCCCUCUGGUGGCGGAAGCGGGAACGGCGGCCCGUCUCCCUCUGGUGGCGGAGGCGGGAACGGCGGCCCGUCUCCCUCUGGUGGCGGAGGCAGGAACGGCGACCCCUCACGAACAGGAGGCGGACCCUCUGGCACAACAGGUGGAGACGGGGGACCCUCAGGAACAGCAGACAGACCCUCUGGAACAGCAGGCGGAGAUAGCGGAGACAGCAGCCACUCUGGCAACGGCAGUUCCAGCUCCUCCAGUGGCAACGGUUCCAGACAGUCCGGCAUUGGCGGUGGUGGCUGUGGCCAUUCUAUCGGUCUCUGAAGUCGGGCUGGCACCUCCUGCCGUCGCAGUCGGGUGCGCCUCCCCUGAGCUCCUCUCAGCAGCAUGUGCAAGGGCUGCUGAGAGGCUUCAGCCUUCUCCCCUUCUGGCUCCCGGGACGGCAGCUCCAUCCCCUCUGGCUCACGGGACGGCAGCUCCACCCCCUCUGGUUCUCGGGACGGCAGCUCCACCCCCUCUGGCUCUCGGGACGGCAGCUCCAACUCCAACUCCAACUCAAAACACAGACAUGAGAGGAGGAGGUAAACUCAAAACACAAACAUGAGAGGAGGAGGUAAACUCAAAACACACAACAUGAGAGAAGAAGGUAAACUCAAAACACAGACAUGAGAGGACGAGGCAACUCAAAACACAGACAUGAGAGGAGGAGGCAAACUCAAAACACAAACAACAUGAGAGGAGGAGGUGAACUCAAAACACAGACAACAUGAGAGGAGGAGGCAAACUCAAAACAUGAGAGGAGGAGGUAAGCUCAAAACACAGACAUGAGAGGAGGAGGUAAACUCAAAACACAGACAACAUGAGACGAGGAGGCAAACUCAAAACACAGACAACAUGAGAGGAGGAAGCAGACUCAAAACACAGACAACAUGAGAGGAAGAGGUAAACUCAAAACACAGACAUGAGAGGAGGAGGUAAACUCAAAACACAGACAUGAGAGGAGGAGGUAAACUCAAAACACAGACAUGAGAGGACGAGGCAACUCAAAACACAGACAUGAGAGGAGGAGGCAAACUCAAAACACAGACAUGAGAGGAG